Molecule: messenger RNA, 965 nt
Organism: Tarenaya hassleriana
Lineage: Eukaryota; Viridiplantae; Streptophyta; Magnoliopsida; Brassicales; Cleomaceae
Product: probable WRKY transcription factor 12
Exons: 4
Coding region: 122-757 (211 amino acids)
Biological process (GO): regulation of DNA-templated transcription
Molecular function (GO): DNA-binding transcription factor activity; sequence-specific DNA binding
Source: RefSeq, a predicted model, not a curated record
UUUACCGAUUUAACAUUUUUUCCUUAUGCGACGGUUACCUUGUCAUUAUUAUUAUUAUUGUCAUAGUGCGAUCUACUAUUUUGUAAUACAAAGGAAAAAGACCAGAAAAGCGUGAUUAAAUAUGGAAGGAGGAGGAGGAGGAGGAGGAAGAGUCCCCAACUGCGAUCUACAGGUGCCAUUGACGACGAUCCACGAGAACAAUAUGGGUUUCAUCGUCCCCUUUGAAGACAACCAUGUCUUGAGCUUCUUGGCUUCUUCCUCUUCUCAGCCUCUCUCCUCUCCUCCUUGCCCGAUUGUCAGCUCUAACACCACUUCUCUAGGGUUCUCCAACAGCACCCAGAGUGGAGGCAUGGAUCCGAAGGCGGUAGAUGAUCACCGUGAGGAGAAUAGAGCUAGAAAUGGCAACGAUGGCCAUGCUUCCUGGUGGAGAAGUAGUGCGGCGGCUGCCGAGAAGAACAAAGCGAACAAGGUGAGGAGGAAGAUGAGGGAACCGAGGUUUUGUUUCCAGACAAGAAGCGAAGUUGACGUUCUCGACGACGGCUACAAAUGGCGCAAAUACGGUCAGAAAAUCGUCAAGAACAGCCUUCAUCCCCGGAGUUACUAUAGGUGCACGCACAGCAAUUGUCGGGUGAAGAAAAGAGUGGAGAGACUAUCUGAGGAUUGUCGAAUGGUCAUUACAACCUAUGAAGGCCGACACUGCCACUCCCCGUGCGAUGACUCAACUUCCUCUGAGCACGAAUGCCUUUCUUCCUUCUAAUUAAUCCUCUCUCUUUUAUAUAUGUACGUAUACCCAUAUAUAUAUAUAUAUAUAGAGAGAGAGAGAGAGAGAGACGUUAGAAACAUAUAUAUAUAUAUAUAUAUAGGACUUCUGUAUAUGUGUAAUUUUAUGUUUUGAUGCAUCUUUUUAAGGGAAUAUGCUGUAGCUCCACUGGUAUCGUUUUAUAUAUACAAGAACUUUGGUAAUA